Molecule: messenger RNA, 1239 nt
Organism: Vicia villosa (hairy vetch)
Lineage: Eukaryota; Viridiplantae; Streptophyta; Magnoliopsida; Fabales; Fabaceae
Exons: 3
Coding region: 1-1239 (412 amino acids)
Source: RefSeq, a predicted model, not a curated record
AUGGAAAUUAAAGUUCGUAAGCCUUUUUGCCUUAGCUUUAAAGGAGUGCCUACACCUUUGAAGUUGCUUUGUGACAAUGUUUCUGGUUCCCUCGUGCUUUCCAAGUCUCUUAAUAAGCUAAUCAGUUUGGUACGAACUAAAGUGGAUGAAGCACUCCUCAACACCAUGAUCCGGUUUUAUGAUCCUCUACUACAUUGCUUCACUUAUAGGGAUUUUCAGUUGGUUCCUACAUUGGAAGAAUUCUCUUCUAUUUUAAGGUUGCCGGUACUUGAUCAGAUGCCCUACACUGGUGAAGAAGAGACUCCUAAGUUGGAAGAUGUUGCUGCUGCAUUGCAUUUGCCUCAAUCAGAAAUCAAGAAAGUUUGGGUGAAUAAAGGAGAAUAUACUGGUUUACCGAUUGACUUCUUGUAUAAUCAAGCUGACAUUUUGAUUAAUGCUACAAGUAUGGAUGCUCUUGAAAAAGUUCUUGCUUGCAUAAUCUAUGGACAAGUGUUGUUCCCUCGCUAUGAUAAAAUUGUGGAUGUGAUUGCUCUCAAGAUCUUCAUUAGUAACAAUCUGGUUCCUACUUUAUUGGGUGACUUGUUGCAUUCCAUCCAUCAUCGAUCAUCUAAAGGCAAAGGUUGGACUUGGGCUCAAAGAAUCAUCAAGCUUUCCUACGACGAUGUUAUUUGGAGUCAAAAGGGGUUUGAAGGAUCUCACUUGUUCGAUAGUUGUGGGGAUUUCCCUAAUGUACCUCUUCUUGGUACUCGAGGGGGAAUAACCUAUAAUCCUAUUCUGGCUCGACAUCAAUUUGGUUUCGCUCUAAAAGACAAGCCUCGUUCCAUAUAUCUUAGUGCAGAAAAUUUUGAUUAUGGUGCGGACCCUACUGGAAAAAAGAAAUUGUUCAUCAAAGCUUGGACCAAGGUGAAGAAAAUAGGAGUAAGAGAAUUAGGAAUGAAGAAUCACAUCCCUUCAGAUCUUUAUUUUAAAUGGGUUUAUGAUCGAGUGGUUGAGUAUGGCAUACCAUAUCCAUCCGAUACUCCUAUAGUUCCAAGGAUUACUCCUCCUGUUGUUCAUGUGGAAGUAGAACCAUAUGUACCCGCUCCUAAUGAAGACCUUGCUGCCACCAUUGCUUGCCUAAGACAAGAAAAAGCUGACUUGGAAAAACGCCUACGUGAAGUGGAGGAAGAAAAAGCAAUAAUGGCGGCCAAUGCCAAAGAGCGCGAUAAGUAUUUUAAUGUAAUUCUAAAAAAGAUAUAA